Messenger RNA from Carassius auratus (goldfish), 1001 nucleotides. RefSeq lists its product as uncharacterized. The transcript is spliced from 6 exons. Gene Ontology annotation, biological process: B cell receptor signaling pathway; B cell differentiation. Gene Ontology annotation, cellular component: external side of plasma membrane; B cell receptor complex. Bases 30 to 944 code for a protein of 304 amino acids. The record is from RefSeq and is a predicted model, not a curated record. Lineage: Eukaryota; Metazoa; Chordata; Actinopteri; Cypriniformes; Cyprinidae.
UAGUUGGAUUUGUGAAUAAACGCUUCGAAAUGAAGCUCUCUUGCCCUCUGAUCUCUGGGCUCCUUUUGUCCUUCAUUUUCUUCAGAGAUUCAAGUGAGGAUCUGUCUGUGAGUCAGAGUCCAUCCAGCAUCACUGUGAAUGAAGGACAAUCUGCUCGAAUCAGCUGCUGCUGGAAUGAAACCAUACAGAAUGCUAAAGUUGCUUGGUACUUCAAAGAUACAAAACAAAAGCAGGAUCCACAAGAACAUACAACACAGAACUGUACAGUUCUGAACCUCAUAAACAUACUUAAAAAUGCUUCAGGUCAUUAUGUUUGUGAAUUGACUCAAGAUAUACCAAUCCUGCAUAGGAAGAAUGGUAGUGGAACAGUCAUAACUGUCAAUGGCAUACUAGCAGAAACGACAACAACUGUCAAUGUUCACACACUUUCAAACCCGGCACGGGUAAAACCAGAUGUCCAGACAAAUCCAGAAGGUAGUUCGCGGGAUGUUGUACUCAUAUAUAUUUUCAGAAGUCUGCCCUUCAUCUGUCUGCUGGUGGCGUUCUUUUACCUAAACAGGGACAAAAAACAAGUCACUGCGUCAAGACCAGUGGAGCAUGCUGUAGAGUCAGGAGAAAGACCAGAUGAAGACCUGGAAGCUGGAGAGACACAGAGGAGUGAAACUGAAGAGGCGAAACAGAGUGAGAAUGUUCCUGAACAAGAGAAAAAGAUGGUUGUUAACAACCAGAAACCUGAGGUUACUGCUACAACAGAAGAAGAAAAAGAUGAAGAAAAACAGAUUGAUGUAGUUGUAGACACUGAACGAGGCACAUCUCCAGUGCAUGAUGAUGAUGAAAAAAACAAGACUGAAUCUGUUGUGAACACUGAUAAGAAGACACAUCUAAUGACUGAUCUUGAAGAAGUGACUGUUUCUGUUCUGGGCGGCAUUGUUUCAGCUCUGUGACACACACACAGGAAAUGGUGUUAUGGGUGUGUUGUUCAGGCCUAUGAUGCCACUUCC